This is a messenger RNA of Lingula anatina, 1903 nucleotides long. Its product is annotated as carbohydrate sulfotransferase 11. Gene Ontology annotation, molecular function: sulfotransferase activity. Gene Ontology annotation, cellular component: membrane. Gene Ontology annotation, biological process: carbohydrate biosynthetic process. Lineage: Eukaryota; Metazoa; Brachiopoda; Lingulata; Lingulida; Lingulidae. The record is from RefSeq and is a predicted model, not a curated record.
CUAAGCAAUACAAGACUUAUUCAGACCGUUCGGACUGAGACGGGCGAUUCAAAUAACUCUAAUGCGAACGAAACUGAAGACCGAUUAAAUCAAGACCAGUUUCAAACCUGCGGGCCAACUACACACCACGCGUCGUGUAUUCAAACCGUUUCUCUAAUAUAUUCCGUCGGAUUUAUGCGUGUCUUAGUGCAUACGUUAUCUUCACUUCAUCACAACACGCAUCUAAGUGAUAGUUCAACUCGUCGCGGUUUGAAUGCAUACCUACACUAGACGCGUCUUGUUCCUGAGAUGAAAUGCAGUUCUGUAGAAGGCGAAAAUUAUAUUGCAUUCUUUUAAUCGUCGGCUUUUUUGCAGCGUUUGUUUCCUACGUCACAAUCCCUGAUGCUGUGGUAUCUAGCGAUAUUAUCGUAAAUGACCACGAAACCGAAGGUGCAAGGGUCUCGCAAAAGAAUCAGGAUGGAGCAUCCGCGGGUAAUGGAGAGAAACACAUUCCCAAUCAGAAUAAAUCGUUGGUCUGGCAACCAAUUGAAAAGCCUGACGAUCAACUAGGAUCUCAACUGAUAGAAAACAGGGGGUAUGGUCACUCGCAGGUGGUUGUGUCCACGACAACUAUAGAGAACGGUCAAGAUAAUUUAGACUGGACCAAUAUCUUGGAAGAGGGCAACGUGGAUACAACGAAUCGGAUAAAUUCAGGCGAAAUUCAAGGAGACAAGUUCCCAGGACAAAAAGACAAUUCAAGGAGUCAGGCUGAUUCAGUGCAAAGAAAUGUGACUGAGACAAAGCCACUGGCUGUUGUCAGCGGUGCCCCUGGCGACGAAACGACUAUAAAUAGUAACAUAUUUGUUGAACGUUCAAAACGACGAGCAGAGGUAUGUCGAAAUCAUCCGUCUCUCUCUGGUGACAUUUUAAAAUAUAUUCGCUCUUUCGAUCCCCUGACUAGCUUAGUUAUGGAAACCCAAUAUAUUGUCUACAGCGAUUUCAACGUAUUAUACUGCCAAGUCCCCAAGGCAGCAUCAACAAAUUUCAAGCGUCUAUUCCUUCUAGCGGAAGGAUCCAAAAAGUCUAAGAAAAUCGGAAACGGAACAUUAGAUUUGAUGAAACUUUCCCCAAGUGCAACUUGGGGGAAAACGCGAACGACGUCCAUUAGACUGCAGAACGUGAACGAAAGCUUUGCCAGAAAUGUGGUUCGCAAUUUCACCAAAGUUCUUAUAGUUCGCCACCCUCUGGAGCGUCUCAUUUCUUACUACAGGAUGGCGUUCGAGACCACAGCGUAUGAAAACUUCAAUAACAAAGGUGGCGCGAAGGCAUUAUUUGCACACGUGCAGUCCCAAUAUAAAAGACCCGUCCCCAAAUUUGCAAAACAGUCAGAGACGCCCCAUUUAUCUUUCGAAGAGUUUGUUCAGUUUGUGAUAGACAGCGACGCUUCCAUCCGGAAUCGGUCUUGGACUAUGCAUCACUUGAUAGAUGCCCAUUGGAUGCCUGUAUCACGACAAUGCCACCCGUGUGCUUUAGACUAUGAUUUUAUCUGCAAAGUAGAAACCCUAGACACCGAUCUUAAACUGCUUGCCAAACAUUUAGGCAUAGCCAAGGCCAUAAAGUACCCCGAGCAACUAAAGAGGACUUCCCACGGCUUUCUAAAUGAAUAUCUAACAAAGCUGCCACCAGCUCAAAUGGAGAAACUGGUUAAUGUGUUUAAGUUGGAUUUUGAGUUAUUUGGAUAUAAAACGGAGAUAGAAUGAAAUAAAAAAAAAUUUGCACACCACGCUUGUGGUGAUAGUUAGUUUCCAGUAUCCUCUGAAAUUCAGAGGGCGGCGUCAUAGACUUGGCGCCAUUGCAAUUAGAUAGAUAGAUAGAUACACACACUGGACAAUAGAAGUGUCUUCCCCUGAAUCAGAGUAAUCAA